AUGUGUGACCAGCAGAAGCAGCCACAGUUCGCGCCAUGUUGUGUGAAAGGCUCAGCUUUAGGGUCCAUUGAAGGCCCAGCUUCAAGCCAGGCAGAGGUUUCCUGCGGGUAUGGACCAGACCCAUGCCAGUCUAAGACUUCCUUUAUAAAAAGCACCUCUUCUUUCUUUCAGAAAGGCCAGUCUAAGUGUGCUCCUGUGAAAUGCCCACCUCCAUGCCAGACUACCUAUGUGAAAUGUGCACCUCCAUGCCAGACUACCUAUGUGAAAUGUGCACCUCCAUGCCAGACUACCUUUGUCAAGUGCCCACCUCCAUGCCAGACUACCUUUGUCAAAUGCCCACCUCCAUGCCAGACUACCUUUGUCAAAUGCCCACCUCCAUGCCAGACCACCUUUGUCAAAUGCCCACCUCCAUGUCAGACCACCUGUGUGAAAUGCCCACCUCCAUGUCAGACUACCUGUGUGAAAUGCCCACCUCCAUGUCAGACUACCUGUGUGAAAUGCCCUGCUCCAUGCCAGACUACCUCUGUGCAAUGCCAAGCUCCAUGCCAGGUACAGACUCCAUGCCAAACGCAGACUUGUUACGUCCAGAGUGCUUCUCCUUGCCAGACACAGACUUACUACGUGCAGACUCCCUCUGUCCAAUAUUUGGCACCAUCUUCCUACUAUACUUCCAGUUCCUAUGGAACCUCUUGUUGCCCUGCAGCUCCAAUGAGCUUUGGGGUGAGACCUCUGAGACGCUGGAUUCGUGGGCCCCAGUGCCGUGGUGAAAACACUGGUUGUUGCGAGGAUUCUGGUUGUGGUAGCUCUUGCUGUUGCUCCUCUGGCUGUUGCUCCUCUGGCUGUUGCGAAGGUGGGUGCUGCUGCUUGGGAAUCCUCCCUCUUAGAUCCCGAGGACCCGUCUGCUGUGCCAAUGAUGAUGACUGCUGCUGCUAG
Gracilinanus agilis (Agile Gracile Mouse Opossum) is the source of this 933-nucleotide messenger RNA. It is a transcript of the gene KPLCE, whose product is annotated as chromosome 4 C1orf68 homolog. NCBI's taxonomy places the organism in Eukaryota, Metazoa, Chordata, Mammalia, Didelphimorphia, Didelphidae. The transcript has a single exon. The coding region runs from base 1 to 933 and encodes 310 amino acids. The record is from RefSeq and is a predicted model, not a curated record.